Messenger RNA from Punica granatum (pomegranate), 1930 nucleotides. NCBI's taxonomy places the organism in Eukaryota, Viridiplantae, Streptophyta, Magnoliopsida, Myrtales, Lythraceae. The record is from RefSeq and is a predicted model, not a curated record.
ACAUAUCAACUCUCAUUGAAAAUCUCUUCUAUUCUCGUGUGUCUCCAUUUCCGUUUGUUAAAACAUACACAAACAAAUCCGUCGUCCUUUGUCAGGCAAUCAUGGGACUCCAAGCGUUCAUGAUUUUGCUAUCUGUGCCCCUUUUGCUCUCGGUGUCGACUAUUCUCGGUUACGAUAAGGGGGAGAUCACGUCAUGGUGUACUCAAACACCCCACCCUAAACCCUGCGAGUACUUCUUGAGCCAUAACCCCAAGGGUGCACCUAUCAAGGGAAAGCCCGACUUCCUUAAGUUGUCCUUAAAGCUAGCACUUGACAGGGCCGAGCAUGGUCGGACCAACACCCACUCGCUAGGCCCCAAGUGCCGUAAUGAGAUGGAAAAGGCUGCUUGGGCCGACUGCCUUGAGUUGUACGAGUACACUGUAAGCCGUCUAAACCACACCGCCAACCCCAACACUAACUGUAGCCGGGAGGAUGCUCAAACCUGGCUUAGCACUGCCUUGACCAACUUGGAGACCUGCAGGGCCGGUUUCAUUGAAUUGGGUGUCUCCAACAACGUUCUUCCUCUCCUAUCAAACAAUGUCUCGGAGUUGAUCAGCAAUACCCUGGCUUUGAACGACGUGCCAUACAAUCCUCCGAGCACGACCAGUGGGUUUCCAACCUGGGUUAAGCCCGGGGAUAGGAAGCUCUUGCAGUCAUCCUCAUCUCCGUCAUCCAAGGCAAACAUUGUAGUGGCUCAGGAUGGUUCUGGAAACUACAAGACGAUCAAUGAAGCCAUAACUGCUGCCUCUAAACGGUCAGGGACGAGCAGGUACAUCAUUUACAUUAAGGCCGGAACAUACAAGGAGAAUGUCGAAGUUGGGACGAAAUUGAAGAACAUCAUGUUCGUUGGCGAUGGAAUUGGAAAGACAAUAGUUACUGGAAGUAAGAGCGUUGGAGGAGGAUCUACCACAUUCAAAUCGGCUACCGUUGCGGUUGUUGGAGAUGGGUUCAUCGCCCGCGACAUGACGUUUCGUAACACAGCCGGUGCAGCAAACCACCAGGCUGUGGCUCUCCGUUCAGGCUCCGACCUCUCGGUGUUUUAUAAAUGCAGCUUUGAGGGUUACCAGGAUACGCUCUAUGUGCACUCAGAGAGGCAGUUCUACAGAGAAUGCAACAUCUACGGGACUGUAGACUUCAUCUUUGGAAACGCGGCCGUUGUCUUCCAGAACUGCAACAUCUAUGCUCGCAACCCUCCCAACAAGACCAACACCAUCACAGCUCAGGGCAGGACAGAUCCUAACCAGAACACCGGCAUCUCCAUCCACAACUGCCGAGUCACGGCAGCUUCCGACCUUAAGGCAGUGCAGAGCUCCGUCAAGACCUACCUUGGGAGGCCGUGGAAGCAGUACUCAAGGACGGUAUUCAUGAAGACUUAUCUCGAUAGUCUAAUAAACCCUGCAGGGUGGCUGGAGUGGAGUGGGAACUUUGCCCUCAAGACAUUGUAUUACGGCGAGUACAUGAACACCGGUCCUGGAUCUUCCACUGCCAAAAGAGUGACCUGGGCUGGGUACCGCGUCAUCACCAGCUCAACUGAGGCUUCAAAGUUCACUGCCGGGAACUUCAUUGCAGGCGGUUCCUGGUUGCCUGCCACAGGCGUGCCUUACACCUCGGUUCUCUAAAUUCUGGCAACCAUUCCACAACAUUAUAGUCAAGUUCUUGAUGCUCAAAAGUUGGAUAAGCAACAUUUGAUUCUUUUAUUUCUUUAAAGUGUCUUCACAAGUACGAGUUGCAUUCUUUUUGUAUAGUAGUAAGAUGGUCCACAUACUUUAUUCCAUUUCAAAUAAUUUGUAUCUCCCUGAACGUCAAUUUGUAAUCUUGUCUUGGAUAUACAUCGUGUGUACGAAUAAGAGGAAACUUGUUCAGUAAUAUAGUACAGUUUCCCUUCGCAAUA